Messenger RNA from Humulus lupulus (European hop), 609 nucleotides. Its product is annotated as transcriptional activator ptaB-like. The transcript has a single exon. NCBI's taxonomy places the organism in Eukaryota, Viridiplantae, Streptophyta, Magnoliopsida, Rosales, Cannabaceae. The record is from RefSeq and is a predicted model, not a curated record. The coding region runs from base 1 to 609 and encodes 202 amino acids.
AUGGCCUUAGAAGCAGCAAUUCAAUUGGUGGGAGGAAAACUUGCACCUGCCUCCCAGCCGGAUCAGCCACCCAUCACUCACCCUCAACAAGAUCCACAUUCAAAGCAUCCCCAGUAUCACCAUAAUCCACCACAACCAAGGAAUCCUCAAGGACUGGAGCAACCUCCUACUGCUCUACAGGAGAGACCAGUCGAAAAUCCUAAGCAGCAACCACCCUCUCGAUCUGGUCGAGAUAACGCUCAGCAGCAAAGGCAGAAUAAGGUCGAGCAGCAUCACAGAAACCCUAGACGCCAGACAGCUUGGGAGCAAAACCCUCAUAGCAGGGGACAACAUCCCUCAGAAGGUAGAAGACAGGCGGAUUCAGGCUUUGCGGUGAGAGGUCCCCCACGACAUAGUAAUGUCAGAGGACCUACUGACCAACACAGGCCUCCCCCUGUCUAUCGAGACAUACCAGCAGAGAGAGAGGGAAACAGUGCGAACAGCAGGUCGCAUACUCAUAGGUCGCAAUUUAGAGAUGGCCAUGAUUAUAAUGAGGCGGACUCUAGGAGGAGGAAUGCUGGUCGACAAAAGGAAGAGGGGGGUGAACGACAAAACCCUCCACCAAUGUAG